AUUUGUUUGAGACACUCGCUUGAAUACGCUCUACUUCACUCCACACCCUCUUCUUUCUUCACGAUCAUAACGACUCAACAUGUCCCUCUCGACCUUCUUCUACGAGCCUUUCUACUCCCUCGCCGACUUUGACCGCCUGUUCGACGAGGCCUUCUCUGCCCGUACUGGCACCAACGCUGGGUCACAGAACAACAAUCGCCAGGUCCAGAGACAGGACAGUUCCUCAAGGUUCCUUCGCCCAAGGAUGGAUCUUCAUGAGGACGCCCGGCAGAACACUGUGACAGCAGCGUUCGAGCUUCCGGGUCUCAACAAGGACAACGUCUCGAUCGACGUGCACAAUGGUGUGCUGACGAUCUCUGGCGAGUCAAAAUUCUCGAAUGACCGCGACGAGAACGGCUACGCGGUUCGCGAGCGGAGGUACGGCAAGUUCUCGCGCGCGAUUCCACUCCCGCAGGGAAUCAAGAGCGAUGACAUUCGUGCAUCGAUGGAAAACGGCGUGUUGACUGUGACGUUCCCGAAGACGACGCCGGAGACGGCGCCGAAGAAGAUCACCAUCUCUUAAGAAGCUUCAAGAUGGGUUGACGAACCUGGAGUACUCGGGUUAGCAGGAUGUCUGCUGUGUAUACUGUAGUAUUGCGGGUUCGAGCGUAAUACAGCCCACAUGUUUGGGAACGUCUUCU
This is a messenger RNA of Postia placenta MAD-698-R-SB12, 680 nucleotides long. RefSeq lists its product as hypothetical. Gene Ontology annotation, biological process: response to hydrogen peroxide; protein folding; response to heat. The transcript is spliced from 3 exons. Lineage: Eukaryota; Fungi; Basidiomycota; Agaricomycetes; Polyporales; Adustoporiaceae. The coding region runs from base 80 to 562 and encodes 160 amino acids. The record is from RefSeq and is a predicted model, not a curated record.